AUGGACAGCGGCUGUUUCGCGGCGGCGCAGCGUCUUUCGUGCCACAACAUGAACGUGGAUUUACUAAAGCCCGUUCCGGACCACGGAGCCCAACAGCCCUCCGGCCCGGCGAGGAACGCCAGGAAUAAAGCCGAGCCGAGCAAACCCGAGCUGGCUCAGGUGGUGACGGACACCAAAACGGGGAGAUCUUACAGUAAAGGGAAGCUUCUGGGAAAGGGGGGCUUUGCUCGGUGCUACGAGAUGACAGACCUGUCCAACAACAAAAUGUAUGCUGUGAAGGUGAUUCCACAGAGCAGGGUGUCCAAACCACACCAGAGGGACAAGGUUAGCCUCAUAUCUUUUUGGGGAUCUUGGUUGGAGAGGAAGGAAAACAUGAUUACGAAUGAGAUCGAACUGCACAGAACCCUGUCACACAAGCACGUGGUGAAAUUCUCCCAUUACUUCGAAGACCAAGAAAACAUCUACAUAUUCCUUGAGCUCUGCAGUCGGAAGUCCCUGGCGCACAUUUGGAAGGCGAGACACACGCUGACGGAGCCAGAGGUGCGCUAUUACCUCAAACAGAUCAUAUCCGGCCUCAAGUACCUCCACAGCAGGGGCAUCCUGCACCGCGAUCUCAAACUAGGCAACUUCUUUGUGAAUGAGAACAUGGAGCUGCGGCUGGGCGACUUUGGGCUGGCUGCCAAACUGGAAACGGUGGAGCAGAGAAAAAAGUACACACUAAUGUGUGGCAACCCUCCAUUUGAGACUCUUGACUUGAAAGAAACCUACAAGUGUAUAAAGGAAGUUCGGUACAACCUGCCCUCAUCGCUCUCCCCCGCUGCACAGAAACUCAUUUCAGGCAUCCUGCAGAAAAACCCCAGUGACAGACUCACCCUGGAUCAAAUCCUCAGCCAUGAAUUCUUCAAAGGUUACACUCCUGACAAACUCCCCCCCAGCAGCUGUAUGAUGGUGCCAGAGCUCCAUCCUCCUAGUCCGGCCAAGAAGUUCUUCACUAAAAUGGCAAAGAGCCUCUUUGGCAAGAGGAUGACAAAAGUGGAGAAGAUUCCAUGUGAGGAAAAAGAUGACAAGGAUAUUUCAAAGCUUGUGUCAGGCAUUGUCAAAUGCUCCAUCAACCGACAGAUCAGCUACAAAACAGUGGAAGCCAAUGAGGUGGCCUCUCCCACUGGUCAGGUCAUCAGUCCUGUGCCUCUGGAACACACUCCGGCCGAGGAGGAAUCCAGGAAGUCCAUGUCACGCUCCUUUAAAGGGACAAUGGCCAGCAGCUCAGAACCCUGUGAGGAUGUCCUGACCCCUGCAGCUGUUUCUGAAGCAGCUGUGAAAGUUCUCAACAACUGCUUGGCCAACAUGCCUGCAGCUAACAGAAACCCACCAUGCUUGUCCAGACCUCAGUCGUUCCUGUGGGUGACUAAAUGGGUUGACUACUCGAACAAAUAUGGGUUUGGCUACCAGCUUUCAAACCAAAGCAUAGGUGUUCUCUUCAAUGAGGGAACCCACCUUAGUCUUUGUGACCAACGCAAAACGGUUCACUACUGCUUGACUAACAACGAACACUUCGCUUUCCCAACCAACGCCCUACCUGUGCAGCUUCGUAGCCAGAAGCGAAUCGUAGACCACAUGGCCAACUAUAUGGAACAGAACCUUAUGGAGGGUGGAGAUCUGCAAUGCGAUGAAGCACUUUCGGGUCCUCCCCCUCUGCUUCUCCAGUGGGUAAAGACUGACCAUGCUCUUGUCAUGCUCUUCAACAAUGGCACUUUACAGGUUAAUUUCUACACAGACCACACAAAAAUCAUCCUGUGCAAGUCAUCCGACGACUCGUACUUGCUCACCUACAUCAGUCGGGAGCGCGUCUCGUACACAUACCUCCUCAGCAUGCUGAAUGAGAUGGGCUGCACCUCUGAGCUCCGUCACCGCCUCAGAUACGUGGUCCAGCUGCUCCAGCACAACAAAGAUGCCUGA
Messenger RNA from Menidia menidia (Atlantic silverside), 1956 nucleotides. The record is from the annotation of a GenBank genome assembly. NCBI's taxonomy places the organism in Eukaryota, Metazoa, Chordata, Actinopteri, Atheriniformes, Atherinopsidae.